AUGAUCUAUCUCGAUUUGUAUCUGGUUGUCCAAUCUGGUCAGAAUCUACCCAUUCUAACCUCUUCAGUGAAUCCGCAGCGUUCCACAAUAGUUGGCAACCUUCCUUCAACUAUUAAAGAUGACAAACUUCCAUUCCAUUCUUUCUUGAAUGGGGCUCUUCAUUGGCUUACUUUCACCCAAGAUAGUCCCGACUUCAUUCGUUGUUUUGAUUUUGGGUCUGAGCAGUUUCGGGUUGUUCUUGAACCUCCUGAGUGUGGUCUGCCUAGGAAGAAUUUUAUGGGUUUUGUACGUGUGGGUGUGUUAAGAGAUAGUCGCUAUAUUAGUGAUUUUUCUAAUCCCUUUCAUUGGGAUAUAUGGAUAAUGAAAGAUUAUGGCAUUAAGGAGUCUUGGAGCAAACAGUUCGUCAUUGGGAAUGUGACUAGUAAGAGAGGGUAUGGUGACUAUUAUGAAACAAUUAUGAUUCUAAAGAAUGGUGAAAUUUUGAUGCUUGUUAACAAGGGUGUUCUCGUGCUUUAUAGUCCUAAGGAAGGUAGGGUUGAGAAGUUAAAUAUUGAUGGGAUCAACAUCAACCCUGCAUUUUAUGGGAUUGCUCAUAUUCCAAGCUUUGUUUCCCUCAAGGAUGUUGCCAAGGAGAAUGCUUGA
Molecule: messenger RNA, 642 nt
Organism: Camellia sinensis
Lineage: Eukaryota; Viridiplantae; Streptophyta; Magnoliopsida; Ericales; Theaceae
Source: RefSeq, a predicted model, not a curated record